AAAAUUCAAAACAAUGCAAUUUUUAAAAGCACGAAGGAUUAAUUGAAAAUGCCAACAUCAAAACUGAAGUGUUAUGUGUGCCUCAGUGAUAUACUAAAUGCUGAUAAUUCCUCUAUGCUGGAUAAUAUGUGCGAUUCAAGUGAUAAGAGUUACCGAAACAUUUUAAAUGUUAUUCUAAGUAGCGCUAAAGUUCAGCAUGGUUCUGAGCUUUGUUAUUUAUGCAAGGCAUGCCAGAAAUUGGUUGAUGAUAUAAGUCAUCAUGAGGUACAAGUAAGAACCAUUAAGGAUAAUGUGAUUGUCAAGUACAAAAAUGCACAUACUGCUCAGCUUCUCACAGAAAGCAAAAAGGCUACAGAUUGCAGCAGCUCCUCGUUCAUCCUGCCAGCUCAAGCUCAAGUUAUGGAAAAAGGAGCUCAAGCUGGUCAUCCUUCUUACUCAGGUAGGUUGGCAAGAUCUUGGGCAAGGACAACACAAACCUGCUGCUAAAGACCAGACCACUGAACUACAGGCGUCAACGUCUGUGUUGACAGAACGACACAAGUCUCAAUCUCGCCUCUGGACUGUCUCUGCUGAUGGGAAAACCUACCAAUGCACGUUGUGCGACAAGAAGUUUACACAACGCACCUACAUGUACACGCACGUGCGUAUCCACACGGGCGCCCGGCCGCACGCGUGCUCCUCCUGCUCGCGCACGUUCCGCUCAUCGUCAGCGCUGUCUGAACACGAACGAAGCGCGCACACGAGCGGCGCCCAGUUCAGUUGCGAGUUGUGCGGCCAGACGCUGUUACACGCCUCCAGCCUGCGCCAGCACCUACGCCGGCACCGGCAGCCGGCGGCGCACCGCUGCGCUGACUGCGGCAAGACGUUCCACCGGGCGUCGCAGCUGCGCGAGCACGCUGCCGUGCACUCGCAGCGCCGGCCGCACGCCUGCGCCGUCUGCGGUAAGACGUUCAAGAACCCCUCGGGCCUGGUGUACCACGGCCGGAUCCACAGCGGCGAGCGGCCGCACCAGUGCGGCGUAUGUGGCGCCCGGUUCCGCACCAGCUCGAACCUGGCGCGGCACGGACAGAGCCAGCACGGUGCGGGUGCUAAGGCGGCGGCGGAGGGGGCGAGCACGGUCUCUGGUCGUACCAAUCCACCGCCUCCUCGGCCGCCGUCGCCGCCUCCAGUGAGCGAUGCUCAGACGGUGACCCAGCCCCCUCAACCACCGCCGCCGCCGCCGCGGUUCGACCUUCUGCAGCCGGCGGGUUUUGAUGUGACUGGGCCCGAGUUUGUUGUGACACACCACCACCACCACCAUCACCACCAUCACCAGCCUCCGUCGACAGCGCGCGGGGCGCACGGAGCACCGCCGCCGUACGAUCGCUCCCUUCACGAGCUGCUACCCGUGCCGAUGGAGACGUACCGACCUCUCUGAGCGAGGCAGUGUAGCGUGUUAUUCCGCUGAUCCUGCAGCGGUGUUGGGUGAGGAAUGAGGAGCGGGCUGCCCCUUCCCUUUUCAUAUUCACAAUCUCGAAGUUUUUAUUACACCGGCUGUGAGAGUUGUUUGUCCGGUCCGUAUCUCAAUAUGGAUAUUAUUGCGUGUAUGGUCUGCUGCUUUCUUCGAGCAAAGAUGCUAUCGUCCCGGUAUCGUAUUUUCAUCACGUGCUGGAUAAAUGUCAUCUUUAUUUAGUAUGUUUCAUAGUCAGUUAGAAAAGCCCGUUAUAUGAGCCUUUCUUUUCAUAUCCAGUCAUGUUUCACGUAACAUUUGUUGUUAAUACUGGUUUUAAUACUCUACAGCGACGAUGUGUAACCCCUUCUCGUGUUUCUAUGUUUUACUACCACGAGUUUUGGUAGCUUUUCUGGUGUUCUGUGUUUUAUACAAUAUCCCUCAUAGUGGUCCUCAAGCGUUGUGUUUCGUUGAUCCUGUAGUAUUGUUAGUUGUAAGCUGAGGCUUUACACGAUGCUACUCUUUUCUGUAAUGCAUUUUUGUGCUGUUGUUCGUUGGUGAGAUGAAGAGGUUGAUUCCAUUCACAAUAUACUUUACAUUUUUA
Amphibalanus amphitrite is the source of this 2033-nucleotide messenger RNA. Its product is annotated as inosine triphosphate pyrophosphatase-like. Gene Ontology annotation, molecular function: DNA-binding transcription factor activity, RNA polymerase II-specific; nucleoside triphosphate diphosphatase activity; RNA polymerase II transcription regulatory region sequence-specific DNA binding. Gene Ontology annotation, cellular component: nucleus; cytoplasm. The record is from RefSeq and is a predicted model, not a curated record. NCBI's taxonomy places the organism in Eukaryota, Metazoa, Arthropoda, Thecostraca, Balanomorpha, Balanidae. Gene Ontology annotation, biological process: regulation of transcription by RNA polymerase II; nucleoside triphosphate catabolic process. The transcript has 3 exons. The coding region runs from base 311 to 1417 and encodes 368 amino acids.